UUUUCUAAUUUUCCAUAGCGAUAUAUAACUAAUUAUAAAAUGCUAAAAUUGCGACAUGUACAAACUUUUAACAGAAUUAUAAAAGUUGUACACGUAUCAGUGGCUCAACAAGUUUUACCUGUUCAUCAAAAUAGCACUGACUUAGCAAAUACACCAUGUUUCCACUUAUUACCAGCAUACCGACUAAUGCAUACAAACCAGGUGCUACAGAAAUAUAAUAAAAGCACAAGACGACAGGAUGACGAUGAGGACAGUGAUGAUGGGAAUGGUAUUGAAUUUAAGGACGAACGUGAUUCCAAAGUUUUGAAGACCAGUGUAAAUUCUUUAAGAGCUGAUUUAUUAUUGAAGGCUGGUUUGGGAAUGGCUAGAAAUAAAGUAGAAACAAUUUUCUACGAAAGCAAAGUACGUGUAAAUGGAAAAAAGCUGAAUAAGAAAAGUGUACAGCUCAAUGUCGGGGACGAAAUUGAUGUAGUGCGUGGUUUUAGCCAAACAAACCCCACACAUUUGGUUGUUUCCCGGGUUAUUAUUCUCGACGUUGACGAACGUGAUGAAGGAUAUAGCGUGCAGUUGAGGCGCUGCAAGUCUUUGCUUAUAGAAAAUUAUACCGGUACAAAUGCUUUCAAAUCCUCCGAAAGUGUACAGCAUUGACGUAAAUAAAUUAUUUUUAAAACGUUAUUUUAAGUAAUAAGUAAAUUGAAAUUUUGGCCACUACAUCCUCAUUUGUGAUUUAGUUGAAUAUUGUAAUAGAUUAAUUUUCUUAGUAAAUUAAUUUAAACAUUUGCAAUGAA
Molecule: messenger RNA, 788 nt
Organism: Ceratitis capitata (Mediterranean fruit fly)
Lineage: Eukaryota; Metazoa; Arthropoda; Insecta; Diptera; Tephritidae
Exons: 3
Coding region: 40-648 (202 amino acids)
Source: RefSeq, a predicted model, not a curated record